Molecule: messenger RNA, 2592 nt
Organism: Nicotiana attenuata
Lineage: Eukaryota; Viridiplantae; Streptophyta; Magnoliopsida; Solanales; Solanaceae
Product: pentatricopeptide repeat-containing protein At4g02820, mitochondrial
Exons: 4
Coding region: 138-1775 (545 amino acids)
Cellular component (GO): mitochondrion
Molecular function (GO): protein binding
Source: RefSeq, a predicted model, not a curated record
UAUUUAAUGGGCCAAGUGGGAACAAAUCGAAAUAAACCCUAAACCCUAUUUCGGCUAUGCUCAGAUACAAAAUUGAGAAUACAAACUCUCGCCGGCGAGCAAAUUGACCUGCGAAAUCACACACUCACUUGACCUUAAUGAGUAGAAGUUUGUCUGUGCUAAGAAUAAAAAUGUUGCUCCGUUUGGUGCGGCGAUCUUUUGUUGCUGUUCGCCCUUUAUCGACUGAAGCUGCAAUGGCAGUGAAGUCCACAAGUUUAGGAGGUGGCACAAGCUCUAGCACAAGUUUAGAAGGUGGCACUAGUAUUACCACAAGCUUAAAAGGUGGUUCUAGUACUACCAUAAGUACUAGUGGCAGAGACACGCUAGGGAAGAGGCUUUUGAGCUUGAUCUAUGCAAAGCGUAGUGCUGUCAUUGCUAUACGCAAGUGGAAGGAAGAAGGGCACCCUGUCCGCAAGUAUGAGCUCAAUCGCAUUGUUCGGGAGUUGCGAAGACACAAACGAUAUAAACAUGCCCUUGAGGUUUGUGAAUGGACGAGGGUACAGGAUGAUAUCCAACUAUUACCUGGUGACUAUGCAGUUCAUUUGGACUUGAUUGCAAAAGUUCGUGGUAUGAACAGUGCAGAGAAGUUCUUUGAAGACCUACCUGAUAAACUGAAGGCCCAGACCACUUGUACCGCCCUUCUCCACAACUAUGUCCAGCACAAGAAUACUGCUAAAGCUGAGGCUUUGAUGGAAAAAAUGUCCGAAUGUGGUUUCUUGAAAUGCCCUCUUCCUUAUAAUCAUAUGCUUUCCUUAUACAUAUCCCAAGGGCAACUAGAGAAGGUUCCCCGCCUGAUUCAGGAAUUGAAGAAAAAUACCUCUCCUGAUAUUGUCACAUACAACCUGGAGUUGGCAGUUUGUGCAUCCCAGAAUGAUGUUGAAGCUGCAGAGAAAACAUUCCUCGAGCUAAAGAAGGCAAAAUUAGAUCCUGACUGGAUAACCUUUAGCACAUUAACAAACAUCUAUAUUAAAAGCUCACUUCAGGAUAAAGCAAAGUCAACUUUGAGAGAAAUGGAGAAAAGGAUUUCCAGAAAGGUUCGAGCUGCAUAUGGUUCUCUCCUUAGUUUGCAUACAAAUCUAGAGAGCAAGGAUGAAGUUUUGCGAAUAUGGAAGAAGAUGAAGUCAACCUAUCGUAAAUUGAAUGAUGCAGAAUAUACUUGUAUGGUAUCUUCUCUAUUGAAACUGGAUGAGUUCGGAGAAGCAAUGAAUCUGUAUACUGAAUGGGAAUCUGUCUCUGUGACGAGGGAUUCUAGGAUUUCAAAUUUACUUCUUGCUGCUUACAUUAACAAAAAUGAGAUGGAAAAGGCUGUCGAUUUUCACAACAGAACGGUGCAGAAAGGCGUAUCUCCUAGCUACACUACUUGGGAGCUUUUUACAUGGGGUUAUUUGAAGCAAAAGGAAAUGGGUAAAGUUCUAGAAUAUUUCAAAAAAGCUGUUACUAGUGUUUCAAAAUGGGAUCCUGAUGCAAAGAUGGUUCAAGAGAUGUUUCAUGUAGUUGAAGAGCAGGGCAAUGUUCAGGUGGCAGAGCAGUUGCUAGUUACCCUUCGACAUGCUAAAUAUGGGAAUACAGAGAUAUAUAAUGCACUUCUCCGAACUUAUGCAAAAGCGGGUAAGAUGCCAAUGAUAGUUGCAGAGAGGAUGAAAAAGGAUAAUGUGAAGAUGGAUGAGGAGACUCAAAAGUUAAUUACAUUAACUAGCAAGAUGACUGUGACUGAGGUUCCGAGUUCUAUUGCUUAAGAACAAGAACAUUCAGGCUCAGGAAUCUCAGAUUUCUCUAUGGACAAAGAAGCACAAGUGUUCCUGUUUAAGCCAAGAGAAGCACUACCUUCCGAAAAGCAGCGCUUGAAACAGAUGGCCUGAAAGAACAAGCCUAAAAAAGACAAAACCAGGAUAUCAAGAAACAUAGUGAAGUACAGAGAAAAAGACAAUGACGAGAAGAUGGGUAAAAGGUUGCAUUACAGCAAAACACCAUCUGGGGAUGAAGAGAAAACUUAGGGGGUGCCUGCUUCUCCAAAGAGAGUUAAAAGAAAUGAAAAUAGAGGGGUGCGCCUUUGCAUGUAUGGAGUGAUGAACAGAUUUCCAUUUUGAAAGUUAUCCUUAAGUUCAAGGAGAGAAAUAAGGCUUUAUCUAAAAGAGGAUAUGGGUGCAUUUUAUGAUCAAGUAAGAGAAAAAGUUAGACGUUUGAGAGAGAAGUAUAAAAGAAUGAUUUGCAAGGUGGAUGGAGUCCUAGAACCCCGCAAGAAGCGGAGUUGUUUAUGUGAAAAUCUGGAUGGUCUCUAAACCCCGUAUCAUUCAGAGACCAACCAGAUUUUCUAAGUGCAUUCAUAUUUGUUUUUUAUACAAGCCCUGUUUCUUGAACUGGAGUAUAACUUUAAGAAUGGAAAUCUCAUCUUUGUGACUUCAUAGUUUUGAAAAAGGCACACCCUUCAGUACAAACAUCUGAAUAUUUAGCUAGCAUUUGGAUAAAUUUGGUUGAAACUUGAAAAUAGAAUUCUUGAUGUUGUGUUGAAAAAUAACUUUUGGAAGUUGUGUUUGGACAUGCAUUUUAUUUGAA